Molecule: messenger RNA, 648 nt
Organism: Halichondria panicea
Lineage: Eukaryota; Metazoa; Porifera; Demospongiae; Suberitida; Halichondriidae
Exons: 2
Molecular function (GO): oxidoreductase activity; copper ion binding
Source: RefSeq, a predicted model, not a curated record
AUGGCCAAAUUUAUUCAUGUGUGCUUAUAUGUAAACUCUGAAAAAACGAUCCAGUUUGUUUUCACUGCCAUGGGUACAGUCGAUGCCGCUCAUCCAAUUCAUUUGCACGGGCACACUUUUCAUGUUGUGAAGAUUGGCUAUGAGACUGGUUUCGUUGCUCAGAGAGAUGGACCUGUGUGCGAUAAGAAACUUUCUAUUCAUAAUCCCGAUAUUCAAUGUGGAGACUCUUGUGGUGGAAGUGUGUGUCCAAUAAAUGGCUGCGAUCCAAACCGUUGCACCAAGCCUGGAUGGACGAAUGGAGAGUCUCCAGAUAUGCAGAUUCACAGUAAAACAAUUCGUAAAGAUACCGUUAUUCUUCCUGCUGGUGGAUAUGUCGUUAUCAACUUCAAGUCCGAUAAUCCGGGACAAUGGUUCCUUCACUGUCACAUUGAGGUACAUCAGCUUCCUGGGAUGGCCCUCAUAAUUAAUGAAGCUCAGGAUAAAUAGAAGCUCCUCCAGUUGCCAGAUAACCUAAACAAGUGUGGAGACUUUAACUUGAGCAUGGAGCAGUACUUGAAGCUUACUAAAGGAACUGCAAAAGCUGCCAAUUUUCUUUGAAUUACAACAGCCGACAAUGAGAACAAUGUAUACUUAGAUUUUGAACUGUCC